AUGGACGACGGCUGGUCUCUUGGGCCCUGGGUGGAAUUUUCCGCCUUGCUGGCGAGCGUGCUGAGCAGCGCAUGGCUGAUGAAGGCUUGUGCACCAUGCUCCAUGCUCCUUUCGAGCAGGCAACUGUGGCACUUGGGCGCCGCGGAUCUUGCACAUGCGACCAUCCAGCUCAUGUUCUCGCAGGUCUCGCAAGACUUGUUGGGUUUGCCGCCACCAUCUUUGCAGAUAGCAUUCUACAUCCGUGCCGCUGUUCAUUACUGUCUGAUCACGCUGUGCCUUGUCGAAGUGCAAAUAGCUGCCACACUGGCAACGGCCAGCCUCCGAAAUUUCAAUUUCGCGAAAUGGUUGGGGAAGGCGCUUCCAUAUAGCUGGGUGUUGGCCGCCGGCUUGGUGGUGGUGGACUGCUCUACACUGGCGAAGAACACGAUUGUGCUCGAAAAUGGCAUCAUCACCGGUGCGGCACCAGUCGUAGCUGCAGUUAUGGCCGUUUGCUUUGUCCUUACCCUCAUGCUGUAUCUGUUGGCAGUGGUGAAGGUGACCAACCUGAGAUGUUCACAAGAUGUGAUCUGGUCAACUUCUUUCCAAGCGCUGCUGUACCCGCUGAACUUCACGAUUACAGUGUUCCCUACUUGGUUCAUCCACAAGUCAUACAUCAAGGAUUAUGGGCGUGGUCUUCACCACUGGGUCGCAGCUGUGUGCCUUGACAGCAACGGCUGGAUCAAUGCCUUGACAUACAGCUGGCAACGCGUGGGGAAGCACCAGGAUGCCUUCGGAGUUCUUCCCGGCUUAGAUGUGUCACUGCUGCAAAACUCUGAUGCCGUUGGCUUUGAAGUCGUUUAG
This is a messenger RNA of Symbiodinium sp. CCMP2456, 840 nucleotides long. Lineage: Eukaryota; Dinophyceae; Suessiales; Symbiodiniaceae. The record is from the annotation of a GenBank genome assembly.